GCUUUGCUAGGUGUUCUUGGGCGUUUUAAAAAGCAGCAACAUGCAAACCUUUACUUUUUCCUUUUAUUUUCUUUAAAGAAUCUUUAGUUUUCACACUAGUAUUUCAGCUAAUUACAUUUUAUUAACACACAUUGCUUAAGCAUAUUACAAAAAAACAUCCUCAAAACUUGCUUUCACACAGAUUGUUAACAUUUCGUACAAUGAGUUUACUUAGAUGUGGUCAGCAGUGAACAGUGAAGCCCAUUUAUAUGAUUAGAAAUUCAAAGAUUAUCAAAUAGCAUGAUACAAGAGCAUUGUAUAUACCCCUUUUAAAUUAAGGACUGACAAAAUGCAGACGUAUUCAGCACACUGUUACCUACAGCCAUUGUUAAUGCCAUCUGGGAUGUUUGUCAUUCAUCAGGCUGUGAUGUAGAAGCCUGUAGUGACACACCUGCAGCAGCUCUGUGUGACCUGUGAUCUCAGACAUGAGCAAUAGCACAUCUGAGCAGCCCAUCACACAGAAACGGUGUCAAACACAAACCAUCAGAGCUCCUGUGGACAGAUUACUGCUGCAGAGUAAACAUUUGUUUGGCCGCUCUGUACAAGCAGAGAUAGGCCUCGGCUGAAUUGACAAGGUCUCCUAAAUUGUGUCCAUGACGCCUGAUCCAUCGUGUCAAAACCAUUAAGAAGGAGACUGGGUGUGAUGAUAAUGUAUUGAUCAGAUUGUGAUGGAUGGCUGCUGGGGAUAUAUAAGUGAAGUUCUCGGUCAAAUUAAGGAAUAGUCCAGGCUUGGCCAACUGAACAUCGAGACAUAAUGCUGUCUGUAGCUCUGCUUUACCUCGUAGCUGUGAUUUGUUCUGCAGCAUGGACACAUGCUCUGCCCCUGUACCCAGAAGCCAACCUGGAUCUACAGCCAGAUUUCAUUCAGAAAUUAGUGUCAGAGGUGGAGGAUGGAGCCAACACUGCUGAGGGGGAGCAGAGAGAAGUGUUUCCUCUGCUGAUGCUACACAAUGGAGGGAGAGACUCCUGGAACAAAGGGGAAAAAGAUUCAACACAACAGGAGAAGUUUGUGAAUCUGGUCGAGGACUUCAAAGAUGUGGUUUUGAAGCUGGCAGCGGCCGACAAGCUUCGCUCUCAGGGUUUUGUCCGAUCAGAGCAGAGCCUGCCAAAAACCAACAAAAGAGCAUGUUUCUGGAAAUACUGCGUGACCAACUAGAGCACAGGGAGAGGACGUUUUGUGUGAUUUCAGCUCGGCCCGGUUGGAGACGCUCUCACUCUCCAUCCUCGUUUUUGUUUCCCAUCAAACUCUAUAUUUAUCGUCUAUACUGGUUGAACAGAAGAUAUAUUUUUGAAGCUGUUAAAUGGUCUUUUUCGUGGCUGAAAAUAAACUUGAAUAUGAGAAAUGCCA
Acanthochromis polyacanthus (spiny chromis) is the source of this 1387-nucleotide messenger RNA. It is a transcript of the gene urp1, whose product is annotated as urotensin-related peptide 1. NCBI's taxonomy places the organism in Eukaryota, Metazoa, Chordata, Actinopteri, Pomacentridae. Gene Ontology annotation, cellular component: extracellular region. Gene Ontology annotation, molecular function: hormone activity. The coding region runs from base 794 to 1195 and encodes 133 amino acids. The record is from RefSeq and is a predicted model, not a curated record. The transcript has 5 exons. Gene Ontology annotation, biological process: regulation of blood pressure; blood vessel diameter maintenance.